This is a messenger RNA of Penicillium brasilianum, 1908 nucleotides long. The record is from the annotation of a GenBank genome assembly. Lineage: Eukaryota; Fungi; Ascomycota; Eurotiomycetes; Eurotiales; Aspergillaceae.
UCCCCCUCCUUCACGGACUGUAAAUAGACAUCAAUACACCAUGUCGCAGAAUAAGGAAACGCCCCGCAUUCGAGCAUGUCUCUUCGACAUGGACGGUCUAUUGAUCGACUCCGAGGACCGAUACACUCAGAUCACCAACGAAGUGCUGCAGAUGUAUGGCAAGCCCAAUCUACCCUGGUCAGUCAAGGCCCAGCUACAGGGCCGACCCCAACCCGAGGCUAGCAAGAUUUUCCAUGACUGGGCACAACUCCCCAUCACACCGGAGGAGACCUUCGCCAAGCAGGCGGGCUUGCAAGCUAAGUACUUCCCUCAGUGUCAGCCACUGCCAGGAGUCCCAGCUCUCCUUUCCAACCUGGUGUCCACCCAAUCCACCGACGACCCGGUGUACAUCGCUCUAGCCACCUCGUCCAACAGCCGAAACUUCAAGCUCAAGUCCGACCAUUUGUCCGACCUGUUCUCCGCUUUCCCGCAAGUGCACCGUGUCCUCGGAGAUGACCCUCGUAUCGGCAAAGGACGCGGCAAGCCAUUGCCUGAUAUUUAUCUGCUCGCUUUGGAGACUAUCAACGCCGAUCUGCGCAGCAAGGGCAAGACCGAAAUCACGCCCGCGGAGUGUCUCGUCUUUGAGGAUGCCGUUCCCGGUGUUGAGGCUGGACGUCGUGCCGGUAUGCAGGUGAUUUGGUGCCCGCACCCCGGUCUUUUGGAGGCCUAUGAGGGUCGUGUAGAAGAGGUGCUCGCUGGCCGAACUGGACAGCACAAGGAAGAGGACAAGACGGAGGCUGAGAAGGAGGCUGAGGAGUUGCAGGCUUGGCGUAUUCAGGGUGCGGGUGAGCCUGGGGAGAUUGGUGAUGGAUGGGGACAGCUUCUCAACACCCUGGAAGAUUUCCCUUACGAGCGGUUUGGAAUUCGGAUUCCUUAGAGUCUGGUAGAUACAGUGUGAAAAGGCACAAGCUUACGUAUAUAGAUUAACAGAAAGCUCCGAAGACGGACGCAAAUGGUUCAAAACUAGUAUUUGUAAAUGCCCAUCGCGGUUUUUCCUACUAUCCAUCCAAGUCAAAAGACAAAUAAGAAUCGAAGCCACGGUGGUCUCGAAAAUAACAUAAGCAAGGCUUAACAGUACGAUCUUUUUGUUAUUGCCGUCGCUUAUUACACCAGUCAAGUGAGCGUUUGUUACCUUCUCAGUCAGUCUUUUUAUUGGAGAAUUGCGGCCUGAUCGAAGUCCGACCCCCUCAGACUAUAGUACUGCCACCUCAGGAGUCGGGACUCGGGCCAAGACAGCAGGGAUGAGUAUCCAAGACGGUUUGAAAGAGCGUCUCUAUGUUUCCCGACAUGGAAGGCAAAAAACGGCCGGCACUGUAAUUCCGCUCUUGUUUUGCGAGCUUCGCCGAGGAAGCUUAUUUCACAUUGGCAAUUAGGUCUUCGCAAUGCCUGUCUGCACUGGAAGAUCUGGAUCAGACACAAUUCUUCAUGGUUCCUUAAAGAAAGGAUUGCCUGGUGAUUCACUGACCUCCAAUAGCUCUUGUACUGAUACGGACCCUCGUACUUUCGCACAGCGUUGCGGUGGUGGUUACGACUUGUCGUACAGGACCCGAAGUAAACUGCAGCUUCUUUUCUCCCCUCGCCUGGGAAUUGGCCAUUUGGUCUUCUGGUUUGCAGCAGAGUAGUGAAUAUUUCCACUCUCUCUUUGGGAAGGUUGCAGCGAUUAAAACUGUAUCCCCUUCAAUCCUCUAGUUUCGAUCCUUCGUCUGCAUUUUCAUCCUGUUCACUAGAUCCCAGGAACGGCAUCGACCACACCUUCAAGCUGUUAUCAGCCUGGCUGAUGCCCGAGUCUGACUCGGCUUCGUCAAACGAAUCAUCCGUGGCUCGGUGCCUCUGACCAGAGCAAGUUGCGACAACGUUGCCCAUAGGGUG